Molecule: messenger RNA, 2989 nt
Organism: Aspergillus alliaceus
Lineage: Eukaryota; Fungi; Ascomycota; Eurotiomycetes; Eurotiales; Aspergillaceae
Product: putative transcriptional regulator (Cti6)
Exons: 4
Coding region: 404-2239 (611 amino acids)
Biological process (GO): negative regulation of rDNA heterochromatin formation; negative regulation of silent mating-type cassette heterochromatin formation
Cellular component (GO): Rpd3L complex; Rpd3L-Expanded complex
Source: RefSeq, a predicted model, not a curated record
CUUCUCGCUCUCCUCACUCCAUUUCUCUCGCUCGCUCGCUUUUCUCACAAAAAGCUCCCCCACCCCUCAGACUAUGUAGUCCUCGGGUUUGGUGCGAGCUCGCUGACGCUGCUUUUGGAUCUUCUCAUCCUUUUGUCUCAAUUGCCAGCUUUUGUUCCUUCUCUCACGCACUUUUGCUUUUCCCUUCUCUGCAUCAUUUUUUCAUUCUUGUACAAGUCGCUUUCAACUCCCAGCUCUCCACUUGCGUGCGACAGCUUGCACACGGGCAGCGUCUGCUCGACUUCGCCCUCUACCGAAGCCCUAUAGCUAUAUCAUCUUUCCUCUUUACGUUCUUACGGAUAUUAUAUUGUCAGAUUAGAAAUCCUUAUCCUUAUCCCACCUUAUAUAACCGCCGCCUUGCACCAUGACUCCUCGUCGCUCCUCUCGUGCCCGUACCUCCCAACCCUCUCCCGUCAUUCUCCAACACACGAAUUCCUCGAGUUCUUCUGUCUCACUCACUCGUGAGCGAAGUACUCGUUCUAAUGCUAAGGUUCCGUCUCCCCAGGGGUCGUCGGGGCACCGCUCCCAGUCCAUCGAUGAGAACGACGGCUCAAAGCAUGACUUCCCGCAAACGCGGCAGCGCCAGCGUGCCCGAGGAGACGAGGAAAUAGACAAAAUUGCGGAAGUGGAGGAAGAGGAGGGAGAAGAGGAUGAAGAGGAAGAAAUAACCAGAUGUCUCUGUGGUCAACAAGAGUACCCAGGCCUGCCCCCUUCUCGUCGGGACCUCCUCGGUCGCAAUGGUGUGCAUGCCAGAGUUAAAGAUGAUCCCAUCUUGAACUUCUCGGCGGACUCGUCGGAUUUAUUGUCCGACGAUAUUGGAAGUAUGUUCAUCCAAUGUGAUCAAUGCAAAGUUUGGCAGCACGGUGGCUGUGUUGGAAUCAUGGAUGAGGCAAUGAGUCCCGAUGAAUAUUUCUGUGAAGAGUGCCGCAAGGAUCUCCACAGAAUCAAGAAUGAGUCAAAUGGACAAUACUCGUCUCAGUACCUUCCUGUUGCCCCCUCUUCCUCAGCGGCUUCCUCCCGAGAUUCAUCCCGAGACAAUUCUAAGCGGGCGAAAGACUCCAAAUCGCGAUCAAAUGAUUCAGCUGCCAAUCCCAAGCGUCGGUCGACUAUGAAUAGUCGUGAUGCCGCCUACGAUGAAGAAGAGCUAAUUCGUCGUGCGAUUGAGGAAAGCAAGGAAGAAACCAAACCAGCUUCGGAUGAGGCUGCAGCUCGGAGAGGAAAAAGAAGUCGCAGUGACAGUGAAGCUCACAAGCAGGCGACGAAGCGACAGCGCACGAGCUCACCAUCCCCCGGUGCUACUUCGAAUAAACAAAGUAACCCACCAUCCCAGCCCGCUUCAGAUGAUGACAAGGCCAAGGCCGCUACAAAUGGGACUCGAAGACAGAGAGCUGCGUCCCGGAGUCAGCGUGACAAAGAGAUAAAGGACGUUGAAGAGCCUGAGCCUGAACAGGCAGAGGCGACCAACCGUAGAAAAGGAAGGCCAGAUCGACGGAAAGGCGACGGAGCGGACUCUGAUCAUGAGGCGGUUUCUCCAACAAGAACUGUUGCGACCAACCCAGAACCACCACUGCCGAGCCCUGAUACCACAGCCCCUGCUACAGAGCCUGCACCCUCCCGUCCAUCUACACGAAAGUCUGGUCGGCCGCCCGCACGUCGUGGUGGCCGAGUUGGGCGCAAUCAAUAUACUAGAGAUCGUGAUGCGAACGGCAAUGGGGACCCAGGUUUCAUGAUGAAUUCUCCGCGGCGCGGGCAAUCCCACGAUAACGGUGGUGAUUCACCCAGGGUGGGUGGACCCAAUGGGGCAUAUCUAAAUGGCAGCGAAUCGGGGAAGCCGAGCCGACCACGAUAUAUGACCCACCGAACUACUAUGAAUGAGAUGAAGAGGCGUGUUGCCGCCAUUUUGGAGUUCAUCUCCCGAAUGCAAGUGGAAAUGGCCUCCGCUGGGGAGAACACUACACCUCCCGGACAUAGUGACCAGAUCAACGGUAUCCUCAUGAAGGCUGUGAGUGAGCAGCUUGAGAAUGCCAUGACGUCAGCGGUCAGUGAAGCAGAUUCGGGCACAGCUACCACGGAUGGUGAAUCUGGAAGCGCACCGACAGAAAAAGAUUUUAAGGACUUGAGUAGUGUUGAGAUGAUGGAUGUACUCACACGGCAUCUUCUCAAGUGGCAGCAGGAAUACGGGAAAUUUGGGGAGAGGUGACCACGUCAACCUUACUCUGGAUUCCUCUCUCCUUAUUUCUCAUGUGAACCAUUUCUUUCUGGGCAGGUAUUUCCACCAGGGAUGCUUUUGAUGCGUACGAUACCCUGUUCGUCUCUUCUCAACAUGUGGAUUUGUAUAUUACGGAUACUGGUGCAACAUUUUAAACUGGAUCGGUUGCGGCGUUGCGCGAAACUUACGGCAUUAGUACACUUCUCUGCUUAAUAUGAUUUUGCUUUGACCCUCUUGAUGAGAACCGGCGUUACAGUCACGGUGACUUUGGAUACUCUUUCUUCAUACUGAUUAUCGGCAUACGGUAUACUGAUCUUGGAUUCUUCCUUGAAGGCGUCGUGUUGCCUUGUGUCUACGACAUUCUACAUCUCUACACUUCCCAAUCCUUCCUUUCCAUUCAUGUUGACAAUAGCUUUGUGUGAUGUUUAUUUUGGAUUCAUAUCUGGCUCGGAGUCAUUCCUCGGUUCACUACAGCACGGGGUUAUUGGUGUUGGUCGGCUGCUUUCAUUUCAUCACUUGACUACCGUCCUUGGCUCUUACCGGAUGGGCUGCAUUGGAUCCAUGUUGGACAAUUCUCCUUCAUUUUGCUUUUCUUUUUAAUUUCUUCAUCGACGUUUCGAUAUUGAGAUACAGUUGUAGCUCUAUUCUUUGAGUGAAUAUAAAUACAAUAUCCUUUCUAUCUAUCGAGGGGUUUGUCCAUCAUAAAUAUAUAAUGUUCACGACAAUUGAUAUUAGAGCGGA